AUGCAGGGCCUCUCUACCUCUCUCAGCCUUGCUGCUGGCCACUUGCCACGCGGCCUUGUGCAGCUAAUUGUCUCCCUGACGGUUACUGCUGCUGCGUGGCUGCUGCUGCUGCUGUCAGCAGCAGUAGCAGUGCUGUCGCAGCAUCUGCUGCUGCUGCUGGAGUCGCUGCUGCAUGAGCAGCAAGAGAAGGUCGUUGUUGCUGCGCCAGCUGCUGCUGUGCUGCACGUGCUGCAGCAGCGGCUGCAGCAGCUGCUGCUGUUGCCCCGCUCUGCUGCUGCAGCACCCAUAGAAGGCCUAACCCCACACAGGGCGGUUCGGGCCUUCUGCGUGUCUGCUGCUGCUGCUGCUGCUGCUGCAGUGCCUUCUGGCUCUCGUUCCUCGCGCUGCUGUGGCUCACAUCUGUGCUGCAGCAGCGGCAAGCAGCAGAAGCCCACAGCAGGCCCUGUAGAGACGUGCGCAGCAGCAGCAGCAGCAGUGCUGCUGCAGCUCGACCCGAAAGCCUGGCAGCAAGUACCCUCCGACGUGAUAAGUCUCGCGCUGCUGGGCCUCCGCCAGUCUGUGUCUUCGCUGCGGCUGGCAGUUGACCGCACCAGCAGCCGCUACGUGCAGCAGCAGCAGCUGUCGCUGCCCCCGAAGAGCAGCAGCAGCAGCAGCAGCAGCAGCAGCAGCAGCAAAGGGAGCCGUUCGUCGGGGGCCCUAGUUUUCCCAGAGACCCUCGCGGACUUGAGGGGCCUAGACCUUUCGCAUUUGCUGCUGCAGCAGCAGCAAGACGAGCUGCCGAUAUUUGAGGCUCUAGCUUCGCUCGUGCUGCAGCAGCUGCGGCUGCAGAACGCUCUGCUGCGGCUGCUGCCAGUUGUGUCCUCUCCUGCUGCUCGCCAGGCCCAAAUCAUGUGCAUGGACAGCUUCAGCAAACAGCGCAGCAGCUCAGGGGUGACCACUGGUCUGUUUGGCAGCCAGUGGCACGCAGCAGCAGCAGCAGAGUCAGCAGCAAUGCAGCAGCUGCUGCUGGAGAUGGGAGACCCAGAUAGAGCAGCAGCUGCUGCUGUUGCUGCUGCAGCAACUGCAGCAGAAGCUCUCACUGGCUGGCUCUGCGUCUUAAGCGCUCUCGGCAAGGGAUUUGGGGUUGUAGGAGCGCAGGUUGCUGUGCAGCUCAGCAGGGAACUUGCUCUGUCGUGUCUGCAGCAAGAAGCAGCACAGGGAGACGUUUGCUGCUCUCUCCUUUCGCCGCUGCUGCAGGACGCGAACUUCACGAUGCGAGACUGUCUCUACCGCCUUCGGGUGUACAGGGAGCCAAUCCUCUCAGCAGCAAAAGGCUGUUCAGUGCUGGUGCAGCGGCUGCUGGAGGAGACAUUUGUGGUUUAA
Molecule: messenger RNA, 1362 nt
Organism: Eimeria necatrix
Lineage: Eukaryota; Apicomplexa; Conoidasida; Eucoccidiorida; Eimeriidae
Exons: 11
Coding region: 1-1362 (453 amino acids)
Source: RefSeq, a predicted model, not a curated record